CAUUUAAUAGGAUCUCGUUAUCUAACGCUCACUUGCCAGCCAGCCUGUCUGAAAGCCUUUAGUAGCAUACUGGCGUUACUUGACCGCAGUUCACUUCUAUCGUAGUCCUGCGAUAAUGUUCCGCAAUCAAGUUGCGAACCUGGUCGUAAUUUUAAUCACCUACAAAAUCAUAACCGUCACUGAAGCUGAAUGUGGCCAUCGGAAGACCCUAGCCAAAGAGUUGGUUCACUACGGGAAGAACUCCCGCCUCGGCGAGUGGCCAUGGCACGUGGCCCUGUUUCACAGCGUGAACCAGGCCGAACCCAACUACGCCUGCGGGGGUACGAUCAUCUCGCGCAGGUUUGUACUAACUGCGGCGCACUGUACGUAUCCCGAGUACAAGACUCGACCGCUGCGGGCCAAGGAGAUGCUGGUACGGGCGGGGAUUGCGAAUCUGUACAACUUGGAGCACUCGCUGCAGGAGGUUGGAGUUGAGGAGAUCGUGAGGCAUGCGGAGUUCAACACAAGAACGUUGGAGGAUGAUAUCGCGCUGCUGAAGGUGGAGGUGGAUUUUGAGGUUACGGAUUACGUGAAACCGCUUUGUUUGUGGAGUGGAAGUAGCGUUGAGGAGCUGAUCAUCGGGAAGAAGGGAAGCUCUGCUGGUUGGGGCGAGGAUGAGGAGCAUAAGCUGACUGGCGCGUUGAAGCACGUUCCGAUGUUGAUCGUGUCGAGACGUCGCUGUCGGGAUAGUGAUCCGGACUAUUACACGAGAUUCCUGUACGAUCGGAAGAUGUUCUGCGCUGGGUUCCGGAACGGAUCUACACCGGCUUCCGGAGACAGUGGAGGAGGACUGUACAUCGAGGGGAAGGACGGCAAGUGGGGACUGCGAGGGAUUCUGAGCAACGGGAAGAUCGAGGCCGAGACUCGGUUGGUGGAUCCGAAGAGCUUCGUUGUGUUUGUUGAUGUGGCGUAUUAUCUACCGUGGAUAAGAAAGAAGACGAACAUCAGUGCGGAUGGAGAGGACACGGCGCUGUUCAACCAGGACUUCUCCACGUGUGGUUUGCUUCCGGAGAUCAGACAACAACGACCGUGGCCUUGGCAGGGGGAAGUGUAUCGGAACGCUAGUGGAAUACAUCGAUUGUGUGACGUAGCGAUCAUCAGCGAGCUGUUCCUGAUAUCACCAGCGAAGGUAUACCGG
Culex pipiens pallens (northern house mosquito) is the source of this 1177-nucleotide messenger RNA. Its product is annotated as venom protease-like. The transcript has a single exon. The record is from RefSeq and is a predicted model, not a curated record. Lineage: Eukaryota; Metazoa; Arthropoda; Insecta; Diptera; Culicidae. The annotation marks the transcript as partial. Gene Ontology annotation, molecular function: serine-type endopeptidase activity. Gene Ontology annotation, biological process: proteolysis.